UGUUGGGGGCGGGGGGAAGGGAGAUGGGGAGGGGGGAGGCGGAGUCAGCGUACUGCUGCAGCUGUCCAUGGUUGUGUAGUGGGAGCCAGAGAGGGUCCUGGUACGUGCGAGAUGCGGCCAUAGUCACGCUUACACUCUCUACAAUCACAACCUGCCGGGAUCGUUAGUUUUGCAGCACAUCAGAGCCGACUGAAAGCCCGCAGACGUAAAGGCACCAUGGCUGAGCAGCAGAGGCAGCGUUCUCUGUCCACCGCCGGUGAGUCUCUCUACCACGUGUUGGGAGUUGAGAAGAUGGCCACGACGGAUGACAUCAAGAGAUCUUACAGGAAGCUGGCGUUGAAGUUCCACCCCGACAAGAAUCCUGACAAUCCAGAGGCGGCGGAUAAGUUCAAGGAGAUAAACAACGCACAUGCGAUUCUGAAUGACCCCACGAAGCGUAAUAUUUACGACAAAUAUGGCUCUCUGGGACUGUAUGUGGCUGAGCAGUUUGGAGAGGAGAACGUUAACACUUACUUUGUCCUUUCAAGCUGGUGGGCAAAGGCUCUGUUUGUAUUCUGCGGCCUGGCUACCGGCUGCUAUUUCUGUUGCUGCCUGUGUUGCUGCUGUAACUGCUGCUGUGGAAGAUGUAAACCACGGCCUCGAGAGGGCCAGGACCAGGACUUUUAUGUGUCCCCUGAGGAUCUGGAGGCUCAGCUGCAGUCCGAUGAGAGAGAGGCUGGUGGUGACCCUAUAGUGCUGCAACCGUCAGCGACAGAGACAACCCAGUUAACAUCGGAUGGGCACCACUCCUACCACACUGACACCGGCUUCAACUAACACCCUCCGCUCCCAUCAAUCCUGGCCUGCGGUCCUGCCUGCUUCCCUGCUCCACCUCAGUGAGACGAAAGAAAGGGGCAAUCCAUCUUUUCACUUCAGAGAGAGAGAGAGCCAUGUGAGAGGAGAGGGACUAGUAAGCAUGGCCCAUGAAAGGAACUAAUGAAGUCACAUCCCUUACACCCCUCCCUGAUUGGUCCAUCUACUUAUCCCCCUCCCCCUUCCCCACCCCAACCUACCCCAAGUACGAGAAGAAAAGAGAAACAACUAAAUUGUUUCCUUUUUAAUUUCUUCUUUUGUAUUUCUUGGCCUUUAACCACACAGGUCGCCUACCCCACUUUCCCCUCUCCCAUAUUUUGCAUCAUGGUGUAGCAUGCACUGUUUCUAAAACACUGUUUUCUUUUAUCGUUUGCGACAUUUUUACUUUGCAAGACUCAUAAUGUAGGUGCAAUACGUUCACAUGAGUACAGUUCACUGGGAGGAGGAGGAGGAGGAGGGGGGUAAAGUUUACGUGAUAUGUUAUGCUAAAGGAAAAGGAGAGCCAUGGCUCAGGGAGGUGCUGGUUAGAGAGGUGUGUUUGUUGGGUGUAGGCGGUGCCAUCAUUAAACCUUAAAGAACAGAGCUGUCACAUAUUGGUUUAAUUUUCACUUCUGAUUUGCAAUCAAUAGCGUUUUAGUUGAGGAAACGCCACCUGCCAUCGUCAGACCUCCAGUGUGUCGUUGGCACUGAGUUCGUUUGUCCUUCGUCUGCCCCCCCUGAGUGUUUUUAACGUGAAUCAUGAGGUUGUUGAGGCACAGAGCUUUAUUAUUUGCAUAUGUAACAAUUCUUUAGUUAUUAAUUACUAUUGGCUUCUCUUUACUCUGCCACAGCUUUAUUUCAGCCCAUACUUGCAGGAUAGUUUCCCAUCUUUCCUGCAGCACUGAGCAGGUUGUUAUGACAAUUAUUAUCAAAGUAACUUUUACAUUGAUUCAUAAUUUAUUAGUUUCCCAGCCAGACCUAACCAUUAAUCACUGUUAUUUUUUAUUUUUUACAUAUUAGCAGUUACAUGUGAUAUAUUAAAAAUGUUGACACUGACUUCAUAAAUUAGUAUAACCUUUUAAAUGAAUCUCACACAAAAUACUGAUAAUUAACAUUUUAAUAAUGUAGUUUUUCAUUAGUGGAUGAAAUUUUUAUUUUUUCAUUUCUUAUUGGAAUCCUGUGCUGAGUUGCUGCUGUCUUUUCUUUUUCUUUCCUCAGUGGCAAAACAAUUUUUAGAGACAUUACAACUCACUGAGACUGAGAGACAUUCAUCUUAUCUGAUUAUGGCAGUUAUUGUUGUUGUUGUUUACUUAUUGAUUUUGUGCUAUACAAAGCCAAGGAGGUCCAGGUACUCCAGCUGACUCUGAUCAGAGCUGUUAAAAGGCAGAUUGGACAGAUCUCUAUCAGCAGCUGCAGCCCUGGUUCAGAGGGUGACAUGUUUUAACUCUGAGCUGUCUUGAAUAUUAUUGAGUAGUUAAUGUGAUGUGAAAAGAAAAAAACUUUGGGAGGUAAAGCUGCCUGCAGAAUAUCCACAUGUGGGUAUUUUAUGGUAGGGAGGAAUAUGAACGUCAUCAUGUUUUUUAGUCCUUGUGUUUUGAACUGAAGUCUGACGACUCUGACAUUUUGUCCAAUGCUGUGAUUGUUCAUCAUUUUUUUGACUUGUUUGAAUCCAUAUAGAGUAAGAAGCUUGUGAGGCAUAUCAUCUGUGAGCCAGUGCUACAGGCAGCUCCGAGUAAAACGACUCUAGAUUUUUUCAUACUACUGAAUUUGCGUAUAUUGCGACACAUUUGCAAAAUCGCCAUAAAUUGCCAUGAACAUCUUUGCCACUUUUGUCAGUUUCAUAACUGCUAAUAAUGUGUUUCAAUGGUUUACAAUUGGUGAGCUCCUGUUGCCCACCCUCUGCUAUUAACGGUAUGGAUGUUCACCUCUGUGGCCCUUGUAUGAUGUUUCCUGUAACCCUUGAUAAAAACAUAGAUGUUCCUGUCAUGGCUUUUUCAUUGAGAUACUGAAAAAUGCUACUGUAAAUGUUCUAAGUUGAAUGCACUGUGUGUUUAAAAAAAUUAUAAUGGAUCAAUGAUCAGGAAAUGAAUCAAUAAAAAGACAAAACAUAGUAUAUAGUGUAACUAUAGUGAAAUGGUUAUAUGAUGCAUUUUUGGAAUUUCAUUUAUUUCAUACUUUGUCAUGUUUCAGAUGAUGAUUGGCUAUAAUUUUAACUGGUAUGGUGUUGUAACGUGACCAUUAAAUUUUGCAAGGAAUGGUUUAAUGGUUAAGGUCGCUUGUACAUACACUUGGCCCAUAUAAAGUAUAAACCUUAACGUUUAUGUUGUAGCAUGGUAAUUGUGUGUCUGGAAGAAAACAAGUGGAUCAUUGAUCUGAUUUGCUGUUGUUGAAUAAAUGUUCAUGAACAUUUUGA
This is a messenger RNA of Lates calcarifer (barramundi perch), 3244 nucleotides long. It is a transcript of the gene dnajc5aa, whose product is annotated as DnaJ (Hsp40) homolog, subfamily C, member 5aa. Gene Ontology annotation, biological process: regulation of synaptic vesicle cycle. Gene Ontology annotation, cellular component: intracellular membrane-bounded organelle; membrane; presynapse. The coding region runs from base 217 to 816 and encodes 199 amino acids. The transcript is spliced from 5 exons. The record is from RefSeq and is a predicted model, not a curated record. Lineage: Eukaryota; Metazoa; Chordata; Actinopteri; Centropomidae.